Molecule: messenger RNA, 2967 nt
Organism: Hyaena hyaena (striped hyena)
Lineage: Eukaryota; Metazoa; Chordata; Mammalia; Carnivora; Hyaenidae
Gene: PIWIL4
Product: piwi like RNA-mediated gene silencing 4
Exons: 20
Coding region: 1-2559 (852 amino acids)
Biological process (GO): regulatory ncRNA-mediated gene silencing
Cellular component (GO): P granule
Molecular function (GO): piRNA binding; protein binding
Source: RefSeq, a predicted model, not a curated record
AUGAGUGGUCGCGCCCGCGUGAGGGCGCGAGGCAGGGCCCGCAGCCCCAGGCCCGCGGAAGUGGGGUGCACCCCAGCCCCGCCGUCGCCUACGUCUGUUGAUAUUGGUGACAAUGAAGCAUCCUCUAUCAGCAGCUUUGCAGAAACAAGCAGGAUUUCUCAGACACGUAAGUAUGGUGUAUCCCCUGGUGAUGUACAAUGUCCUUUCAUCCAAAGAGGUGGGAAAAUCAGACGGGACUUCAUGGAUCUGGGUGUCCGUACCAGAGAGAAAUUGUCCCAUGUGAGAGAUUGUAAAACAGGUUCCAGUGGAGUACCUGUGAAGCUCGUCACAAACCUCUUUAGUUUAGAUCUGCCCCAGGACUGGCAGCUCUACCAGUAUCAUGUGACGUACGAUCCAGAGUUAGAGUCUAGAAGGCUGAGAAUUGCUUUGCUUUAUAGCCAUAGGGAACUUUCUAACAAAGCAAAAGCAUUUGAUGGUGUCAUGCUUUUUCUCGCACAAAAACUGGAAGGAAAGGUCACGGAAUUGUUGAGUGAAACUCACAGAGGCGGGACUGUAAAGAUGACUAUCACUCUGACAAGGGAGCUGCCAGCAAGUUCCCCCGUGUGCAUCCAGGUCUUCAAUAUCAUCUUCAAAAAGAUCUUAAAAAAGUUGGCCAUGUACCAAAUAGGACGGAACUUCUAUAAGCCUUCUGAGCUAGUGGAAAUUCCCCAGCACAAGUUAUCCCUUUGGCCUGGGUUUGCUAUUUCUGUGUCACAGUUUGAGAGCAGGCUCCUGUUUACUGCUGAUGUGAGUUAUAAAGUACUCCGAAAUGAGACUGUUCUAGAAUUCAUGACUGAUCUCUGCCAGGAAACUGGUAUGUCCUGCUUUACCCAGACGUGUGAGAAACGGCUGCUUGGGCUCAUUGUCCUUACAAGAUACAAUAACAAAACCUACCGCAUCGAUGACAUUGACUGGUCGGUGAAGCCCACGCACACCUUUCAGAAGCAGGAUGGCACUGAGACCACCUAUGUGGACUACUAUAAGCAGCAAUAUGAUAUUACUUUAUCUGACCUAAACCAGCCAGUGCUUGUUAGUCUGCUGAAAACCAAGAGAAAUAACAACAUUGAGCCUCGGGUGGCCCACCUGAUCCCUGAGCUCUGCUUUCUAACAGGGCUGACCUGCCAGGCAACCUCUGACUUCCAGCUGAUGAAAGCUGUGGCUGAAGAAACACGUCUCAGUCCUUUGGGAAGGCAGCAGCGCCUGGCCAGGCUCGCUGAUGACAUCCAGAGAAACAAGGAUGCUCGUUUUGAGCUGGAGACCUGGGGACUGCAGUUUGGAUGCCAGGUGUCUCUGACGGCACGGGUUUUGCCUUCAGAAAAAAUACUAAUGCAAGACCAUGUGUGUCAACCUGUGUCUGCUGCUGAUUGGUCCAAGGAUAUACGAAAUUGCAAAGUUUUAAGUACACAGUCUUUGAAUAAAUGGUUGAUUAUAUAUAGCGACAGAGCUGAAAAUGUGACUCAGAACUUUCUCCACUGCUUGAGAAGAGUUGGAAGUUCCAUGGGAUUUAAUGUGGACUACCCCAAAAUCAUAAAAGCACAAGAGAAUCCAGCUGCAUUCUUCAGCGCUGUACAGAGACAUGUUGAUGCUGAUGUUCAGUUGGUGAUGUGUAUUCUACCUUCUAAUCAGAAGAGCUACUAUGAUACCAUUAAAAACUACUUGAGCUCCUUCUGCCCAGUGCCCAGCCAGUGUGUGCUCACUCGGACCUUGAAUAAACAGGGGAUGAUGAUGAGUGUCGCUACCAAGAUUGCCAUGCAAAUGGCCUGUAAACUCGGAGGCGAACUGUGGGCUGUGGAGAUCCCUUUAAAGUCCCUGAUGGUGGUUGGUAUUGAUGUCUGUAAAGACGAAUUCAGCAGGGGAAUGAUGGUGGUUGGAUUUGUGGCCAGCAUUAACACUGGAAUCACCAGGUGGUUUUCUCGGUGUAUCCUUCAGAGAACAGCGACUGAUGUUGCAGAUUGCUUAAAAGUUUUCAUGACCGGAGCACUCAACAAAUGGUACCAGCACAACCAUGAUCUGCCGGCGCGGAUAAUUGUGUACCGGGAUGGGGUGGGGGACGGUCAGCUGAAAGCGCUGAUUGAAUACGAGGUUCCGCAGCUGCUGAGCAGUGUGACAGAAGCGAGUGCAAACACCAGCUCCAAACUAUCCGUGAUUGUGGUCAGGAAGAGGUGCAUGCUACGAUUCUGCACGGAAGCGAGCCGGUCCGUGCGGAACCCGCCACUGGGCACCGUGGUGGACUCAGAAGCAACGCGUCCUGAGUGGUAUGACUUCUACUUGAUCAGUCAGGCUGCCUGUCAGGGAACCGUUAAUCCCACCUACUAUAAUGUCAUCUAUGAUGACAACGGCUUGAAGCCCGACCACAUGCAGAGACUUACAUUCAAACUGUGUCACCUGUACUAUAACUGGCCGGGCUUAAUCAGCAUCCCAGCACCCUGUCAGUAUGCGCACAAGCUGACCUUUCUGGUGGCACAGAGCAUUCAUAAAGAACCCAGUUUGGAACUAGCACACUCUCUCUUCUACCUGUGACGACGUGAACCAUGGGCACCCCUACACGAGCUAUCUGAGGAGUAGUUGGUAUAUUUUGUGCAAAUCUGUGUGUGAGGCUGUGGUUCAGGAAAGGAGAUUGAGCUUAGUUUUAACUUCCUGAAAAAGCACCCAACACAGCUUCAUCUGAAAUGGUUCCAAAGAAAUGUAUAUUGUUUUAAAGAGUUUUAUGCUUGGGGGAAAUUCUCAUUAUGGUAUAUGGAAUUAAAAUGUACCAUCAUCUGUAAGUAAUUCCAUAAUGCUGAACAUCCUCUAAGAAAGAAAGUGUUUGCAUGAUAUUUUGAUGAUAGGGAAAUGGGGUCUGAGUCCCACCCUGGUUUUGCACAAGUUUCCUUAGAUAACGUUAUAGAACGUUUUGUAGAGUGGUUUAAGUUGUUAUUUGAAAAUAAA